UCCCACGUUCUGGCCCCGCCUCUGCGGCAAGUGCGGAGGAAGGGGGCGGAUCCCUGGAAGUGGGCGAGGCAGGCACCACCCUAAAGACAGGAAUCCAUUUUUAAACUUAAAUUAACUGGAGACAGACCACUUAGACACACAACAGAUGCACUUCAGCGUCGCAAGCUGCCAGAAACCACCGUUUCUUCGUGCCCUCCAGCCGGAUACCGGGCUGAAUUCGUUACAGUAACCCCACCACUCACCUAGCCCACCCUGAUCCCCUCCGCUCCCGGGGAAAUGACGUAGUUCUUGUGGGGCAGGGGCGGGGCCUGGGCCGGAUGUGCCUGGAAGAUGGUAAAUAAGCAGUGAGAGGAAAAAGAACCUGGCUCCAUCUUUGCGGCCCCUGGAGCUCCUGCCGUCUCUUGGAGAUGGGGGGUGUUCUGGGAUUGUGCUCCAUGGCGAGCUGGAUACCAUGUUUGUGUGGGAGUGCCCCCUGUCUGCUAUGCCGUUGCUGCCCCAGUGGUAAUAACUCCACAGUAACUAGGCUGAUUUAUGCCUUCUUUUUGCUUAUUGGUGUGGGCAUAUCCUGUGUGAUGUUGAUACCAGGAAUGGAAGAACAAUUAAAUAAGAUUCCUGGAUUUUGUGAUAGUGGGACAGGACUUGUGCCUUGUAAUGUAUUGGUUGGAUACAAAGCUGUCUACCGUUUGUGCUUUGGCAUGGCCAUGUUUUUCCUUCUGUUUUCCUUAUUGAUGAUCAAAGUGAAGAGUAGCAGUGAUCCUAGAGCUGCAGUGCACAAUGGAUUCUGGUUCUUUAAAUUUGUAGCAGCAGUAGCAAUUACUGUUGGAGCUUUCUUUAUCCCAGAAGGACCCUUUACUACUGUGUGGUUUUAUGUGGGCAUGGCAGGGGCAUUUUGCUUCAUCCUCAUUCAGCUGGUUUUACUUAUUGACUUUGCCCACUCGUGGAAUGAAUCAUGGGUUGAAAAAAUGGAAGAAGGAAACUCAAGAUGUUGGUAUGCAGCUUUGUUAUCAGCUACAGCAAUGAAUUACCUGCUGUCUUUAGUUGCUAUAGUCCUGUUCUUUGUUUACUACACUCACCCAGAUGGUUGCUCAGAAAAUAAGGCCUUCAUCAGUGUCAACAUGCUCCUGUGCAUUGGAGCUUCUGUAAUGUCUAUUCUGCCCAAGAUUCAAGAAUCACAGCCAAGAUCUGGUUUGUUGCAGUCUUCAGUAAUAACAAUCUACACUAUGUAUUUGACCUGGUCUGCUAUGACAAAUGAACCAGACAGAAAGUGCAAUCCAAGUUUAUUAAGCAUAAUUGGUUAUAAUGUCACAACAAGCAUUCCAAAGCAAGGGAACUCUGUCCAGUGGUGGGAUGCCCAAGGAAUUGUGGGACUUAUGCUCUUUUUGUGUUGUGUGCUUUAUUCAAGCAUCCGGUCAUCUAACAACAGUCAGGUUAAUAAACUGACUUUGACCAGUGAUGAAUCAACACUAAUAGAAGAUGGCGUAGCGAGACAUGAUGGAUCACUUGAUGAUGGCGAUGAUGUUCACCGAGCAAUAGACAAUGAAAGAGAUGGUGUUACUUACAGUUACUCUUUCUUUCAUUUCAUGCUUUUCUUGGCUUCACUUUAUAUCAUGAUGACCCUGACCAACUGGUACAGUUACGAACCUUCUCAUGAGAUGACCAGUAAAUGGACCUCAGUUUGGGUGAAAAUCUCUUCAAGCUGGAUUGGUAUUGUGCUGUAUGUUUGGACACUAGUGGCUCCACUUGUCCUCACAAACCGUGAUUUUGACUGAACUGGAGUUCUGGAAUGAAAGUUCUUUUGCUUCUUGCUCAUUUGAAUUGACAGUAUUCCAGACUUUGAUGUAAAUAUGUGUGUGUGUUAACAAGGUAACCUACCUGGUGUUAGUCUGCAUGGCAUAGAUCGUGUCACUUUCAAUUUUACUUGGUAUUUUCUUGCUAAGCUCACUGAUUUAUGUUGGACUUAAUAGCUGUGAAAUAUAGUCAGUAUUGUGUGAGGUAAUAGGAAAAAUAGGGGUUUUAAGGAAUACUUCAUAGGUAUAGAGGAAAAGAGAAAUAGUGAAAGCAAAAAUGUUUGCUUGAAAUUGACAUUUUUUAAGUAUGUUGGUAUUGAAGUAGUUAUUUUAUCAACUUUAUAAAUAAGCAAGUUAGGAUUGCCUUCCAAUAAUAUAUGAUGACUUGCUUCAAAAACACGUCCUAGUAAGAAAUUUAUUAUUCUGUAAUUCUUUAAAAUAUGUUACAUGGACAUUUUUUUCUGACACCUGGUAUCUCCCCAGAUUUUUCAUGAUUCUAUGAAAUGUGGUUUUGGAUUAUAUAAAUAUGCAAAUUUUAAUUAGUAGUGUCCAAGUAAUACAUUUAAAAUUUCCCAAAGUUGGAAGAUUUUUAUAGGCAGGUACAGUUUUAUUACUUUUGUUAACUACCCCUCCUUAGAGUCGGUGGCAUAGAGUGAGCAUUCAGUAAUAACCCCAAACCAAGAAAUCCAUUUUUUUUUAAUGUACAUGUUAUAUGUAGAAGAAACUUUUAUUAACUUUUCAAAAAGCGAAUUUUGAGUUCAUAAAAUAACAAUCAUGGCUUAGAGUCACAUUAUAAGAAGGAUUUUGGAAGUCAGCUAAAGGAAAAAAUGAAGUAGAUUUUUGACCUGGGGAAGAAAUUUUAGAGCUGGAAUAAGACCGUAAGGGAUUACAAUCAUCUCAUAUUACAGAUGAGAAAAUAGAUCCAGAGAUGGGGAGGUCAUUGUCAGUUUUAGAACUAGGUUUCCUGACUAGUUAAGUGCAUUUGUCAUUACACUGACAUGGCACCAAAAUUUCUUCCACAAAAUGUAUUGUUCAUAGUAUGUGUUGUACCUGCUCUGUUUUGGAUUACUCCUUGUAAUUCUUGUGGCAAGCUGGCAUGCCUACAGUUAAUGGCAGAAUUAUUUGACCCAAUGCUAAGGAAUGAAACCUGGCUUAAAGUUUGUUAUGCAGUUUAAAAGGUGUUAUUAAAUGCUUUUGUAUUUGCUGCUAUGUAAUUGAAAUACAUAGGCUUUAUUUAAAGCUGUUUCCAUCUUGAGUUGAACACUCUGAUUAUGAACCUAGAAACUUACUUAAGCACUUGUUUUUGUAUGCUUGUAACUAUUUGAUCUUUAUCUGUGUGACUUUAAAUGGUUAUGAAUGCAGGUGGAGUAUAAUAAAGAAAUGAUUGUCAUUCUCCAACCUUAUAUUUGGAGAUUCUAAUUCUCUUGUUACUAAAUAUUCAGACUUCAGCACCUGUAUGUUACUUAUUAAUAAAUGUAAAUUCAUAUAUGA
This is a messenger RNA of Monodelphis domestica (gray short-tailed opossum), 3278 nucleotides long. RefSeq names its product serine incorporator 1 (gene SERINC1). Gene Ontology annotation, cellular component: membrane. NCBI's taxonomy places the organism in Eukaryota, Metazoa, Chordata, Mammalia, Didelphimorphia, Didelphidae. The record is from RefSeq and is a predicted model, not a curated record.